AUGGUUGCUCUCGCCAGGGAGUGCUUCUUCUGGCCUAAAAUGAGGCAGGAAAUGGAGCACUAUGUCACUCAGGUGUGUCGCUGUAUAAAGAAGAAGAAACCUAACAGAAUAACCAGAACACCAAUUCAGAGCAUUGAAACCUCUGCGCCGUUUGAGAUGAUAUCCAUUGACUAUCUGCAUUUGGACAAGUGCACAGGAGGUGAGGAAUACAUACUCGUAGUUGUGGAUCAUUUCACCAAAUAUGCCCAGGCAUAUGCGACAAAGGACAAGUCUGGGAAGACUGCGGCAAGAAAGCUCUUUGAUGACUUUAUUGUGCGCUUCGGUUUCCCAUCCAAAAUACACCAUGACCAGGUGAAAGAAUUUGAGAAUAAUCUUUUCCGCAAGCUUCAAGGCUACUGCGGUAUCAGCCAUUCUCAUACCUCCCCGUAUCACCCACAGACCAAUCCUGCAGAGCACUUCAAUAGGACACUCCUAGGUAUGCUCCGGCCACUUGAUGAAUCUCAGAAGUCAAGAUGGAAAGACCAUUUGAACAAAGUAGUUCAUGCCUACAACUCGACUGUGCACGAAGCAACAGGAUUUUCUCCAUUCUUCCUUCUCUUUGGCCAUGAACCAACCUUGCCUAUCGACCUGUUCUUCCCAAAAAGAGAAGAAGAGAAGAGUCAAUCACAUAUUAGCUAUGCAGAGAAAUGGAGAGGAGUUAUGCAAGAGGUCUACGCAAUUGCGAGGCAGAACAUGAGAAAGAGUGCAAGAAGGGGACAGAAAAACUACAAUCAACGUGCAUGGAGCUCUGUGCUUCAGCCAGGUGACCAUGUCUUGGUGAGAAAUCUCACACCCAGAGGAGGUCCUGGGAAACUGUGCAGCUAUUGGGAGGAUAUGAUUCAUGUCAUCACCGAAAGGAAAGGUCCUGAUAGUCCAGUGUACGUGGUUGAGCCACUGCAGGGGACAGGAAGAAGACGAGUGUUACACCGUAACCUACUGUUGCCGUGUCCUUACCUGGUUGACGAGUCUGGGGUGUGCAAAAGCAGCCUGAAAGAGAAAAGCCGUGGAAACAAACGGAGGCAGUCAGCAAGAAGACAUCAUCAGACCAAGCCCGAUACUGACGAAACGGGCACAGGCAGUUCUAGUGAAGAUGACUGUCACAUGUGGACAGCACUCAGAUAUGCCGAUCCACCCCUCAACCCAGAAGCAGAGGAUUUCUGCCCCCGGAGUGACGCACUCGGAGAGAAGUCUGAGCCUGCUUUCAGAGCAGAGGGGCAUCCUGAAGAGGAACAGGUGGAGGAGAGACGCAGUUUGGAGGAGGAGGUUGAAGCUCCAGCUGUUGGACCCGAGAGCAGCCUUUCCUGUGCUGCUGUCCCAAUGCGGGACACUAGGAGAGCUCAGCCCACCAGGAACAAGCUGCUGCUCAUCUCCUUUGAUGGUUUCCGCUGGAACUAUGACCAAGAUGUGGACACCCCUAACCUGGAUAAGAUGGCUGAGGAUGGGGUGAAGGCACAAUACAUCACACCGCCCUUCAUCACCAUUACCAACCCCACGCACUUCACUUUGCUCACAGGACGCUAUGUUGAGAAUCACGGAGUAAUCCAUAACAUGUGGUUCAACACUACUACUCAGGAGAAGAAGGGGUACUACAUGACUCAGUUUGUUGAUUCAUACUGGGACAAUGGCAGCUUACCCAUCUGGAUAACAGCACAGAGACAGGGUCUCAAAGCAGGAUCUCUACAUUUCCCUGGCACAGCAGCCACCUACAAAGGGGAGACUGUCAGGGUGAGGGAAGUGGAACCACGUUUAUAUGAUUAUUCUAAUGAAACAGAGUGGAGGCUGAACAUCGACAAAGUGAUUGGAGAGUGGUUCCACCAACAGGACCUGGACUUUGUCUCUUUGUAUUUUGGAGAACCAGAUGGGACUGGGCACCGAUAUGGACCAGAUUCCCCAGAACGCCGGGAAAUGGUUCAACAAGUGGAUCGUACUGUGGGCUACAUCAGGGAUAAAAUCCAAGAUCAUGGCCUUACUGACCGACUCAACGUUAUUAUCACUGCUGACCAUGGGAUGACUACUGUUCUACGGGGCGCACAGGUUGAAGAGAUCAUCCUCUAUAAGAUUCCUGGUUUCAACUUCAGUGAUAUCCAGUUCCAUCUGGUGGACUAUGGACCUGUUGGGAUGCUGCUUCCUAAGGAUGGGAUGCUUGAGAAGGUCUACAGUGCCCUCAAAGGAAGUCACCCACAUCUUCAUGUGUAUAAAAAGGAAGAGAUGCCAGUGUGGCUGCACUAUAGUAAACAUGCUCGACUCCUUCCCAUCAUCCUUUUUGCUGAUCCAGGAUACGUAAUCAAUGGGUUCUUCCCUGUGCAGUUCAACAAAGGAGAGCAUGGCUUUGACAAUCAAGUGAUGGACAUGAAGCCUUUCUUCAGGGCAGUUGGGCCUGAUUUCCAGAAGGAUUUAGUGGUUGGGCCCUUUGAGACUGUUAAUGUGUACCCACUCAUGUGCCAUUUACUAGGAAUAAACCCAGAGAUCAAUGAUGGACACCUCGACAAUACCAAGCAAAUGCUGCUCCCCAAGAAAAACACAGAAGAUUAUGAGGUAAAUCGUCAUCAUCAGGCUUUCAUUGGCUUAUCAGCAGUGGCUGGGUUUCUGGUUCUGAUUUUUAUAGUGGGAACUUCUUAUACUUGGUGUUUAAGGAGAAAAGCAAAUAGGUAA
Molecule: messenger RNA, 2691 nt
Organism: Pundamilia nyererei
Lineage: Eukaryota; Metazoa; Chordata; Actinopteri; Cichliformes; Cichlidae
Source: RefSeq, a predicted model, not a curated record